GUCGGAUGCUUCCAUGGGCCGAUGCCGGAAGGAGAUUCGCAGAGACGUGACUAGCCGAGGCCUUUAUGCCAUAACGGAGGUGGUGCCUUUCCCAGUCAGUGGCCUAAGGACGAUUGUUGCCUUCACUUCGACGGUUGGGAUGGUCUGCAACAUGCUGCCUGAGGCGAUUGCAGAGCAAGAGAGACUAGGUUCUGGUGCCCUGGCUCUUCUUCGUCGCAUCCUUUGGGCUUAUGCUGGCGCCUGGUUGACUGCGGGCAUCCCCGUCCUUUAUCUCGUCUUCACGGUGCCCAAGUUUGAGAAGGACGGUGGUCUGGCACGAACACUCGGCGUCGCGAUCCGUCUGCUCAUCUGCUGCCUAGUGGGCUUGGUCGGCCGGUGCUACAUUGAGAUGGGCGAGAGGUCGGCCUUCCUACGGGUGCGCAAAGUGGAGGAGGACUUGACCCAAGAGAAGGUUCUUCGUUUUGCUGCCGAGCACGAGAAUGCGAGCCUUGCCUUGCUUGUCAGAACUUCUAGCUUUCCGGCACGCAUGCGGCAUGCUGGUCAUAGCGAUGUCGAGCAUGCCAUACUUGUAGCGACAGAGGCUGCGGUCAUUGCAUUUGCACGCACAGCCGUUGCUGCCGAAGAGAAAUGGCUCAUCCCCUGGUCCGACGUGACGUUCCAGUCCAACCUUCUUGGAAAGGGCGGCUACGCCAUGGUUGUGCAAGGCCAAUAUGCAGGUGCGCGUGUGGCGGUAAAGAUGCCCUCCAAGGAGCAGCUUUCCACGUCCAAAGAGGUUUCGGACUUCUUUGGCAAGGAGUUGCGGGUGCUUCGCCACCUGCGCCAUCCGUUCAUUGUGAACUUCUACGGCGCUUGUAUAGAGGACACCAAGCAGCUGGUGGUUCUCAUUGAGGAGUACAUUGACGGAUCAAGCCUACACGACAUGAUCCUCUUCCAGAAGGACAAGCGGUUUACAGAGCAGGUCAGGUGGCAGACUCUCAGCUCUGUCGGUCAUGCCCUGAUGUACUUGCACGAUCAGGGGCCAGCCAUCCUGCAUGGCGACCUGUCAGCCAAGAACAUCAUGAUGCGGGCCGACAGUUUGGAGCCGGUGCUCAUCGACUUCGGGAUGGCGGUGCUGCACAAGUCACGGCAGAAACUCCAGGGAGGCUCUCCACGGUGGAUGGCGCCGGAGCUGAUCAGCUCUCUGAGCCAGGGAGGCCUCGCACCAGACUGUAGCGUGGACGUCUUCGCCUUCGGCCGCGUGUGCUUCUUCGUCGCCACCGGACAGUUGCCGCUGCAAGAAUACACAGUGGACGAGCUGAAGCCUGGCUGCAUCAGAGCAGUUCACGGGCACAGACCACAGGGCUUGAACCCACAUCCUCAUAUCCUCAGACUGUCUCAGACUUUCUCAAGUCCUAAGGGAUGA
Symbiodinium sp. CCMP2456 is the source of this 1402-nucleotide messenger RNA. Lineage: Eukaryota; Dinophyceae; Suessiales; Symbiodiniaceae. The record is from the annotation of a GenBank genome assembly.